CCACUCCCAAUGAUAAAUCAUAGGAAAUUACAAGGUUGAAUGUAUACGAACAAAAGAAAAGAAAACGAAAAAUAAUCGUAACUGUAUUUAAUUUUUGGCGGGAACAUGGCUCAUAUUUCUGUUGUUCAGCGGAGCUUCAAAUAAGAAUCAAAAUGGCGGACGAGUUUGAAGAUUUUCAGCAAAACUUUCUCGUUAUUUGACGAUCGUUCAGCUGUUUAACGAAAUAUAAGACAAAAACAUGAAMUUAUUGAAUUGCACAUAUGUCUAAGAGGAAGGGAGCUGCCCUAGCACUUUUAAAAACCUACUUGAAUGAAGAAGAUGACACGGAUAGCUCUGGAGAAGAACAUGAUGAGUUUGCCGUGCAGAAAGCAGAUGUGGCCGUGGCUCCAAAGCGAGCAAGGGAAAGUUCUGAUGAGCCAAAAGAACCUGAGAGUGUUAGCUUGCCACUUCCAAAGGGAAUAUUGAACAUGUUUACAGAUGAUAAAGAGGUUUAAUUGUGUAAUAGACAGACCACAGUUAUAUGUCAAUGAUGAGAAAACAAGGUCCUUUCUUGGGCUAAAUAUCUUCACAGGAGAAGAAAAGCUAAAAGGUCUAACCUCUGUUGUGGAUGAGAUCUUUUGUGGAUUCUCAUUACCAAAAUAUUAUGAGAAACCAUCAUUCCAUGUGAGUGUUGCAUGGUGUCUUGGUGACAUUUUUACCCAAAUAACCAAAACAGAUGAAGAAAAUCUACAGGCAGCCUUUGAAUCCACAAUGGCCACCAAACCACCAAAGUUGUUGUCAUUUGAUGUGGAKGAGGUGAAGUGCAAGAUUGGAAACAAACUGUUCAGUUUUUCUCUGGCUUGAUAGUUUAUCAGGAAUAGCUUAUUGUAAACAAGUGGUUAUGGAAAGACUGCUCCUUUUGCAAUGAGAAACMCUUAUUCGGRAAGCAUUUCUUUGGGGAAUUAUUGAUYACAUUUGCGCUUUGAUUGAGMCUGUACGCGAUAAACUAUGCCAAACUUAAUGAGGUUCGAAAUAACAAGUUAUCUUUGACUGGAAKSGGGAACUUCAACAGAGUUAACAGGAUCAACGGAUGGUUUUGAAUGAUAGAUUUUUUCUCUUACUAUGAUUUAAAAUCAUGAGAGCAUCUUCUUGUGUUAUCCUUUUGCGAUAAUCACCUGCAGGCAUAUCCGUGAAGGAGGUGGCUGUUUCCUUGUCUUGUYAGGGAAUGAUUCUUUCUCUUGCCUGACACACUGCAAUCUUAAUGCUUUUCCAUUGUAUUGUUUUAAAAAUAAUCAAUACAUUGAUUAUUGAUGAUAGCGCGUCGAUUAUGUUUUUUUGUCAUUUUAGAUGUAUGAUUUAUUUC
Messenger RNA from Exaiptasia diaphana, 1342 nucleotides. Its product is annotated as U6 snRNA phosphodiesterase. Gene Ontology annotation, molecular function: 3'-5'-RNA exonuclease activity. Gene Ontology annotation, biological process: U6 snRNA 3'-end processing. Gene Ontology annotation, cellular component: nucleus. The record is from RefSeq and is a predicted model, not a curated record. Lineage: Eukaryota; Metazoa; Cnidaria; Anthozoa; Actiniaria; Aiptasiidae.